Messenger RNA from Asparagus officinalis (garden asparagus), 1426 nucleotides. RefSeq names its product flavonol synthase/flavanone 3-hydroxylase-like. The transcript is spliced from 3 exons. The coding region runs from base 234 to 1241 and encodes 335 amino acids. The record is from RefSeq and is a predicted model, not a curated record. Gene Ontology annotation, molecular function: flavonol synthase activity. Gene Ontology annotation, biological process: response to light stimulus. Lineage: Eukaryota; Viridiplantae; Streptophyta; Magnoliopsida; Asparagales; Asparagaceae.
GUUUUGUACCCAACCAGACUCCCGCCCCCUCACGCUUACUGCGUUGCAUUAAUUGUACAGACAACCAACCGCGCCACUUCCUCUGAGGUUGUUACCUCCAACAAGUGAACCCAAUCCCCCCACGUUACUUCUUUUGCUCCCAUAAUACUCUCUAUUUUAUAUCCUCUCGAAGCGCUGAGCAAACCGUCCAUCACAAAUUCGAACCAAAAACACGAAGAAAAAGAGAGGAAAGAAUGGAGGUAGAGAGAGUGCAAGCAAUCGCCUCCGUGGCGGCAAACCUGGACACAAUCCCGACUGAAUUCAUCCGGUCGGAGCACGAACGGCCGGACAUUACGACAUACCACGGCCCGGUGCCCGACAUCCCGGUCGUCGACCUCUCCGUCGCCGACCGCGACAGUGUCGUCAAGGCGAUAGCCGACGCGUCGAUGGAGUGGGGGAUAUUUCAGUUGGUGAACCACGGGAUCCCGACGGAGGUGAUAGAGGAGCUGCAGAGGGUGGGGACGGAGUUCUUCGGGCUGCCGCAGGAGGAGAAGGAGGUCUACGCGACGGUGCCGGGGUCGGGGAGCUUCCAAGGGUACGGGACUAAGCUGCAGAGGGAUUUGGAGGGGAAGAAGGCUUGGGUUGAUUAUUUGUUUCACAACGUGUGGCCGGAGAGCAGGGUGGAUUACAAGUAUUGGCCCACGAACCCUCCCGCGUAUAGGAAGGCUAACGAAGAAUACGCAAAGCACCUCCUUCGAGUAGUCGAUGAAAUGCUGAGCAGCUUAUCGCUCGGUCUCGGAUUAGAGCCUAACGCACUAAAAGAUGCAGUCGGAGGCGACGAUCUCGAGUACCUGCUGAAGAUCAACUACUACCCGCCGUGCCCACGCCCCGAUCUCGCCCUCGGCGUUACGCCGCACACCGACAUGUCGGCCAUCACAAUCCUCGUUCCGAAUGAGGUACCGGGGCUGCAGGUGUUCAAGGAUGAUCACUGGUUUGAUGCCAACUAUAUCCCUAAUGCGCUCAUUGUUCAUAUCGGUGAUCAAAUUGAGAUCUUAAGCAAUGGGAAGUACAAGAGUGUGCUGCACAGAACAACGGUCAACAAGGAGAAGACACGGAUGUCAUGGCCAGUGUUCUGCUCACCACCAGGUGAGCUCGUCAUCGGCCCGUUGCCGGAUCUCGUUAACGAUGAGAACCCUGCAAAAUUCAAAACUAAGAAGUACGAGGACUACAGCUACUGCAAGAUCAACAAGCUUCCCCAAUGAGAGAUCUAGAUAUAUAGUGUUUUUGUGUGCUAAUCAUUGUUUGAUCGCUCCCCAGUUAUUUGCAUCUCUGUCCUUUAUUUCGACUUGAAACUUUAAUAAAGCCAUCACAAGUGCGUUUUUAGUUGUAAUGUAUGAGAUGUGAUCCACUUCACUGCAAAGCUGUAGUCGACAGUUCUCUCUCUCAA